AAAAACGUGGCCAUGAUUUAACCAGAACGAAGGAAUGAAUUAAAAAAACGUGGCAAUGAUUUAACCAGAACGAAGGAAUGAAUUAAUAAAACGUGGCCAUGAUUUAACCAAAAUGAGGGAACGAAUUGGUAAAAAAUGUUACCGAUAUAAUACAUUGUGCGAACGAAUUAGUAAAAUGUGGCCACAUUAUAUAAAUUUUAUCUGUAUGUCAGAAUCAGGGCUCCGCAGAAAAGUAUGAAAGGAAGAACAAGAGAUAUGGAAGACUGUUAUUAAUCCAAAUCUUACCCGCUGCUGGUGGGAUCCCACCCUUCUGAUACCAGUGACACAGGUCCAAGAGUGGGAGCCGCUCCGACCACUGCUGCGACUCUACAGGGGGGGGUUUCUGCUUAUCGAGUUCCUCUUUCUGUUGGGGCUCAACGUGUACGGUUGGAAGAAAGCCGGAGUCAACUAUGUCCUCAUCUUCGAGCUGGACCGCCGAGAUAAUCUAUCACACUACCACUUUUUUGAAGUAAGAAUGAGUAUGACAUCUGUUCAGUUUUAUUGAGGAUACAAUAGCAAGCAAAACAUUCUCUCAGACAGGCAGUACAAAAGCGAUAAAAGCAAAGUAUCACGGCUGAUAUCAAUCUAAUCACAAUGUAAAUCUGAACAGUCAUUGAAGCUAGACUUUGUUAUGCAUUAGGAAUUAGGAAUACCCAGUAUGACCCUGAGAUAACCAGUGACUGGAUGGUGGUGAGUGACAUUGCUGUCCUGUGUUUUAGGCGGCGGGGGGUUUAGCCGUGUGCUGGUGCACCAGCAUCCUGGCCUGUCUCUAUGCCCCUCUCCUGCCCGUCCCUCUGCAGCUGCAGCCCCUCCUCUUCUACUGCCUGCCCCUCGUGCUGCUGCUCAGCCCCAUGCCCACCUUGCACGCCCGGGCUCGGCGCUGGCUUCUCUCCGUGCUGGUGAGGAUGUGCUCGGGCCCGGGCCUUGGAUACCCUCACACGAAGGCAGCAGACGUCCUACCAACCUCAGUUAACACAACUGACCGUGUGACUGGGUAUUUGUAUAAGACUGUAGAAGGUGAAAGAAAUUGUGUGAAUAUUGCAGUUAUAGAGGCUACAUUUAAGGGGGAAUGGUUUGAUCGAGAUCUGAGUUCUCCAGGGCCUUCUGAGCAUCUCCUUGAUCUCAGUGUCCAUUCUGUCCCUCCACAGUACAAGGUCCUCACCACUCCGUUCCACUCAGUAGGGUUUCCUGACUUCUGGCUUGCCGACCAACUGAACAGCCUCGCACCGCUUUUCCUGGAUCUGUGGAGCCUCAUCUGGUUCUACGCAUGUGAGGUGGAUUGGAAGGACCUGGCCGGCAUGUACGCUCCGCCUGUAGGAAGCCUGGACUGCGAGAGGACCUCCAAGGACCUCAGCUGCCUGAUACAGUGCUUCCCGCCCUGGCUUCGCUUUGCACAGUGUCUAAGGAACUUCUGGGACAGCGGGAACACCAAGCCCCACCUCCUGAAUGCCGGCAAAUACUCCGUGGUCUUCCUCACGAUCACCUUCGCCGGCCUCUACAGCAUGGCGUUAGAGUACCCCAGUCAGGCAGAGGGACUGACGCUCUACCUCUACCUCUGGGCUGCCUCUGCCUGCUGCAGUGUGCUGGUGGCCAUAACCUGGGAUUUACGCAUAGACUGGGGGCUUCUCCAAGGCCCCGACUAUCUGAGAGAGGAGGCUGUCUAUUCUAAACGGGCCUACUACUACUGUGCAAUACUGGCGGACGUGUUGCUGAGGCUGGCCUGGGGGGUCAACAUCAUCCUGGUGCAGAUGCGGGAUGCAGGCUCAGCUACCGCCACAGGGAUCCUGGCUCCACUGGAGGUUAUUCGGUGAGGAGAGCGAUGCCGGCUGUUUAGGCUUCACAAGGCACUCUCUUCACGGAGUACGGACAAAACCGACGGGUUUGCUUUGGCUUCUCUGCUCUUUCAGCCGGUUCAUCUGGAACUUCCUCAGAUUAGAGAAGGAGCAUCUGACUAACUGCAGCCUGUUCCGAGCAGUCAGGGACAUCCCAGUACGGCCCCCGACCCAGAACGGACACUCCUUCCUGGAAAAGAUCGUGGAGCAGGAAAAUAAUGGAAAAACCUGUCAAAAACCACAUUCUGCAAAGACUAAAUCGAAUUCCUCCUUUAAGUGGACGAGGUAAUGCUCUGGAGCAGGACAAUUUAUCAGUCUCAAAUGUUUACUGUUCACUGGUUUUACACUACAGUUCUGGUUAUUUAUGUUUUACUGUCAACCAUAAUAAGCUAAAGAUUAAAUUUUCUUAUGCAAGCCUAUUGAUUCUAGGACAGUUAAACUUAAAUUAGCAUUCCUUUUU
Paramormyrops kingsleyae is the source of this 2331-nucleotide messenger RNA. NCBI's taxonomy places the organism in Eukaryota, Metazoa, Chordata, Actinopteri, Osteoglossiformes, Mormyridae. The record is from RefSeq and is a predicted model, not a curated record.